UUUUGUCAUCAUUGUUGUUGUUGUUUUCAAAAGACAUCCUAGCCCAAUGGAACCAUAUAAUUUAACAGGUGCCUUGGAAUUCCUGUUACUUGGUCUCUCAGAGGACCCUGAACUGCAGCCCGUCUUAUUUGUACUAUUCUUGCUCAUAUACCUGCUCACUGUGCUUGGAAAUGUGCUCAUCAUCUUGGCCAUCAGCUCUGAUUCCCACCUCCACAGCCCAAUGUACUUCUUCCUCUACAACCUUUCAUUGUCUGACAUGGGCUUCAGCAGCACCACCAUCCCCAAAAUGCUGAUAAACAUGCAGACCCAUAACAAAUCAAUAACUUAUGCAGCCUGCCUAACUCAGGUGUCAUUUUUCACUCUUUUUGUGUGUAUGGACAGCCUACUACUGACUGUGAUGGCCUAUGACCGAUGGGUAGCCAUUUGUCGCCCUCUAUACUACCAAGUCAUUCUGAACCCCGGCCUGUGUAGACGUUUGGUCCUCAUGUUAUUUUUCAUUAGCUUUAUGAAUUCACAGAUACACUACUUGGUAGUUUCACAACUAAAAUUCUGCACUAAUAUGGAAAUCCCUCAUUUCUUCUGUGAUAUUCCAGAGCUUCUAAAACUUGCCUGUUCUGACACCUCUAUCAAUAAUUUAUUCAGGUUUCUUUUAAGCAUCAUUUUUGGUUUUCUCCCUGUCUCAGGAAUCUUUUACUCAUAUUAUAAAAUUAUUUCCUCCAUUAUUAGAGUUCCAUCAUUGUUAGGGAAAUAUAAAGCAUUCUCUACCUGUGGAUCUCACCUGUCAGUUGUUUGCUUAUUUUAUGGAACAGGUCUUGAUGCAUACCUUAGUUCAACUAUUUCUAGAUCAACCAGGGAAAAUAUGCUGGCUUCAGUAAUGUAUACCAUGAUAGUUCCCAUGAUAAACCCCUUCAUCUACAGCCUGAGGAACAGGGCCAUGAAAAAGGCCCUCCAGAAAAUUUUCAGCUGAAUAAUAAAACUUACCUACUUGUAUAACCCUUUAAUAUAUAGUUUCUUAAAUUAUUGGUCACAUAACUG
Messenger RNA from Mus caroli (Ryukyu mouse), 1035 nucleotides. RefSeq names its product olfactory receptor 7E24-like. Gene Ontology annotation, cellular component: membrane. Gene Ontology annotation, molecular function: olfactory receptor activity; G protein-coupled receptor activity. NCBI's taxonomy places the organism in Eukaryota, Metazoa, Chordata, Mammalia, Rodentia, Muridae. The record is from RefSeq and is a predicted model, not a curated record. Gene Ontology annotation, biological process: G protein-coupled receptor signaling pathway.